Messenger RNA from Myotis lucifugus (little brown bat), 3030 nucleotides. It is a transcript of the gene KL, whose product is annotated as klotho. The record is from RefSeq and is a predicted model, not a curated record. Gene Ontology annotation, molecular function: hydrolase activity, hydrolyzing O-glycosyl compounds. Lineage: Eukaryota; Metazoa; Chordata; Mammalia; Chiroptera; Vespertilionidae. Gene Ontology annotation, biological process: carbohydrate metabolic process.
AUGCCGGCCCGCGCCCCGCCACGCUGUCCGCGGUCGCCACCGCUGCCGCCGCUGCUGCUGCUGUUGGCCCUGGGAGGUCGCCUUCUGCGCGCUGAGCCUGGAGACGGUGUGCAGACUUGGGCCCGCUUCGCGCGCCCUCUGGCCCCCGAGGAUGCUGGCCUCCUCCAUGACACCUUCCCCGACGGCUUCUUCUGGGCUGUGGGCACCGCUGCCUACCAGACAGAAGGCGGCUGGCGGCAGCACGGCAAGGGGGAGUCCAUCUGGGACACGUUCACCCACUCACCCCCAACACUCCCAGGAGACCCCCCGGUAGCCGGUCUGCCGUCGGGUGCCCUGUCACAGUCCUUGCCCGCCACCGGGGACGUGGCCAGCGACAGCUACAACAACGUUUUUCGCGACACGGAGGGACUGCGUGAGCUCGGGGUCACCCACUACCGCUUCUCCAUCUCGUGGGCGCGAGUGCUCCCCAAUGGCAGCGCGGGCACCCCCAACCGCGAAGGUGCGCUACUACGACGCCUGCUGGAGCGGCUGAGGGAGCUGGGAGUGCAGCCUGUGGUCACCCUGUACCAUUGGGACCUGCCCCAGCGUCUGCAAGACGCCUAUGGCGGCUGGGCCAACCGCGCCUUGGCGGACCACUUCAGGGAUUUCGCCGAGCUCUGCUUCCGCCACUUUGGCGGCCAGGUCAAGUACUGGAUCACUAUCGACAAUCCCUACGUGGUGGCCUGGCAUGGCUACGCCACUGGGCGCCUGGCCCCCGGCGUCCAGGGUAGCGCUCGGCUCGGGUACCUGGUGGCGCACAACCUCCUGUUGGCUCAUGCCAAAAUCUGGCAUCUCUACAAUACUUCUUUCCGUCCAACUCAGGGGGGCCAGGUGUCCAUUGCCCUAAGUUCCCACUGGAUCAAUCCGCGAAGAAUGACAGACCACAAUAUCAAAGAAUGUCAAAAAUCUCUUGACUUUGUUCUAGGCUGGUUUGCCAAACCAAUAUUUAUUGAUGGUGACUAUCCUGAAAGCAUGAAGAAUAAUCUUUCAUCUCUUCUGCCUGCUUUUACUGAACCUGAGAAAAAGUUCAUCAAAGGCACAGCUGACUUUUUUGCUCUUUCCUUUGGACCAACCUUGAGUUUUCAACUAUUGGACCCUCGUAUGAAGUUCCGCCAAUUAGAAUCUCCCAGCCUAAGGCAAUUGCUUUCCUGGAUUGACCUUGAAUAUAACCAUCCUCAAAUAUUUAUUGUGGAAAACAGCUGGUUUGUCUCAGGGACCACCAAGAGAGAUGAUGCCAAAUAUAUGUAUUACCUCAAAACAUUUAUAAUGGAAACUUUAAAAGCCAUCAGGCUGGACGGGGUGAACAUCAUUGGGUACACAGCGUGGUCCCUCAUGGACGGCUUCGAGUGGCACAGAGGCUACAGCAUCAGGCGUGGACUCUUCUAUGUCGACUUUUUGAGCCAGGAUAAGAAGUUGUUGCCGAAGUCUUCAGCUUUGUUCUACCAACAGCUGAUAGAGAAAAACGGCUUCCCUCCUUUACCUGAAAAUCAACCCCUAGAAGGCACAUUUCCCUGUGACUUUGCUUGGGGAAUUGUUGACAACUACAUUCAAGUUGACACCACUUUGUCUCAGUUUACCGACCCAAACGUUUACUUGUGGGAUGUCCACCACAGUAAGAGGCUCAUUAAGGUGGACGGCCUUGUGACCAAGAGGAGGAAACCUUAUUGUGUCGACUUUACUGUCAUCAGGCUCCAGAUCGCCCUACUCCAGGAAAUGCGUGUGACACAUUUCCACUUCUCGCUGGACUGGGCCCUGAUCCUGCCUUUAGGUGACCAAUCCCAGGUGAACCGCACGGUCCUGCACUACUAUCGCUGUGUUGCCAGUGAACUCCUGCAUGCCAACAUAACCCCAGUUGUGGCCCUGUGGCAACCUGUGUUCCCGCACCAAGGUCUGCCGGAGCCUCUGGCCAAGCAGGGCGCCUGGGAGAAUCCCCAGACGGCCCUGGCUUUUGCGGAGUAUGCUAGGUUGUGCUUUAAAGAUCUUGGCUCCCACGUCAAGUUUUGGAUCACCAUGAACGAGCCGUACACGCGGAACAUGACCUACAGUGCAGGGCACAACCUGCUGAAAGCCCACGCCCUGGCUUGGCGCUUGUAUGAUGAGAAGUUUAGACGCUCUCAGAAAGGAAAAAUAUCCAUAGCCUUGCAGGCUGACUGGAUAGAACCAGCCUGCCCUUUUUCCCCAAAGGACAAAGAAGUGGCAGAGAGAGUUUUGGAAUUUGACAUUGGCUGGCUGGCCGAGCCCAUUUUUGGUUCUGGGGAUUAUCCACGUGUGAUGAGGGACUGGCUGAAUCAUAGAAACAAUUUCCUUCUACCUUAUUUCACUGAAGAUGAAAAAAAGCUCAUACAGGGUUCCUUUGACUUUUUGGCUGUAAGCCAUUACACCACCAUCCUUGUAGACUGGGAAAAAGAAGAUCCAAUAAAAUAUAACGAUUAUCUGGAAGUGCAAGAAAUGACAGACAUCACAUGGCUCAACUCCCCCAGUCAGGUAGCAGUAGUGCCCUGGGGCUUACGAAAGGUCCUGAGUUGGCUAAAGUUGAAAUAUGGAGACCUCCCCAUGUAUAUAAUCUCCAAUGGCAUUGAUGAUGAUCUGCAAGCAGGCCAAGACAAAUUGAGGGUGUACUAUAUGCAGAAUUAUGUAAAUGAAGCUCUGAAAGCCUACAUAUUGGAUGGGAUCAACCUUUGUGGCUACUUUGUGUUUUCAUUUAAUGAUCGCACAGCUCCAAAGUUUGGCCUCUAUCGUUAUGCUGCCAAUCAGUUUGAACCCAAACCAUCCAUGCAACAUUAUAGGAAAAUAAUUGACAACAAUGGCUUCCCAGGUGCUGAAACUCUGGGGAGAUUUUGUCCAGAAGAAUUCACCCUGUGCACCGAGUGCAGCUUUUUUCAUACCCGAAAGACUUUAUUAGCUUUCAUAGCUUUUCUACUUUUUGCUUUAAUUAUUUCUCUUUCUCUUAUUUUUCACUACUCUAAGAAAGGCAGGGGAAAUUACAAAUAG